AUGUCGAGCGAAGGAAAGAAGAUUCGAAGGUUCACUGGCUUCCAUGACGAUGGAGCAUCUAGCACAAAGGUAGGCAGUGGGGGCUGCUGGUGGUUAUGGCAGUGUGGAGGUGCCGGGCGAGCUAGUUAUAGGCGCCAGAAAGGAGUAGGCGUUGAUGUGGAGUCGUCAAGCAAACUGUUCGUGCAAGGAAUGUGGGAGAGGCGUGUAGGAGGGGCUACUGCGCUAGUUGGGCACACUAUGUGCGACGAGGUGUUGGGCGUGCAAGAGGGGUUGGGGCGAGCCCAUGGUGAGGAUGACGCCGGAGAGGCACUUGGAGUUGUUGGAAGGGCGCCCAUGGCGCUAGGCACUAACGUGUUGAGCGCCAUUGGAGAGGCGACGGGUGCUGCUUGUGAAGCAAGACUGGUACUCCAGUGCACUGGACAAGGAUUGGUGAGUGUUGAUAUGGCCUUAGGAGACACUGGGCUUGGCCAGACAGAUGUGCAGACUGUGUUGGAUGGAUGA
Ilex paraguariensis (yerba mate) is the source of this 501-nucleotide messenger RNA. The record is from the annotation of a GenBank genome assembly. Lineage: Eukaryota; Viridiplantae; Streptophyta; Magnoliopsida; Aquifoliales; Aquifoliaceae.